Molecule: messenger RNA, 1443 nt
Organism: Gasterosteus aculeatus aculeatus (three-spined stickleback)
Lineage: Eukaryota; Metazoa; Chordata; Actinopteri; Perciformes; Gasterosteidae
Gene: psmd13
Product: proteasome 26S subunit, non-ATPase 13
Biological process (GO): ubiquitin-dependent protein catabolic process
Cellular component (GO): nucleus; cytosol; proteasome regulatory particle, lid subcomplex
Molecular function (GO): structural molecule activity
Source: RefSeq, a predicted model, not a curated record
CAUCAUCCUUUGCGCGCGGCAGUAGAGCCACAACACGGCAGGCUAUCUGGCGUUAGCUGAAGACACACAACAGAGCCCCAAUAAGGAUUUAACCUCACAGUUUCUUCGCCACCAUGAAAGAUGUUAGCGGCUACCUCAAACAGCAGCAGAGUAAUAGCACCACCCCGGAGAUGGCGACGGAGUGGCACACGUUGGAGGAGUUGCACAACAAAAGAUUGUGGCAUCAGUUGACUCUCAGGCUGACAGACUUUGUUAAAGAUCCUUGCUUCAAAACGGGAGAUGGCCUCAUACAGCUCUAUGACAACUUCAUCAGUGACUUCGAUCACAGAAUCAACCCCUUGUCCCUCAUGGAGAUCAUACUGUAUGUGGCCAGACAGAUGAAAGAUCCCAAAGAUGCCAUCACUUUUCUUGAGAAGACCAGGGAAAAGGUGAAAAGCAGCGACGAGGCCGUCAUUCUCUGCAAGACGUCUAUCGGCAGACUUAAACUGGAGAUCAACGAUCUUCCCGCCACAAAGAAACUCAUCGAAGAGGUCGAGGAAAUGUUGAAUAACUUGCCCGGAGUGACGUCGGUGCACGGCCGCUUUUAUGACCUGUCCAGCAAAUACUAUCGAAUCAUCGGGAACCACGCCUCCUACUACAAGGACGCCCUGCGCUACCUCGGCUGCGUGGACAUCAAAGACCUCCCGGAGACGGAGAAGCAGGAGAGGGCCUUCACGCUGGGACUGGCCGGGCUCUUGGGAGAAGGAGUUUACAACUUCGGGGAGCUGCUCAUGCAUCCCGUGCUGGAGUCCCUGAGGAACACGGACAAGCAGUGGCUCAUCGACACGCUGUACGCCUUCAACGGAGGCAACGUGGAGAAAUUCCAGAGCUUCAAAUCGGCCUGGGGCCAACAGCCCGAUCUCGCAGCACACGAAGCCAAACUGAUGCAGAAGAUCCAGCUGCUGUGCGUGAUGGAGAUGACCUUCACUCGUCCUGCCAACCACAGACAGCUCACCUUCACCGAGAUCUCUCAGAGCGCCAAAAUCCCCGUCAACGAGGUGGAGCUGCUGGUGAUGAAGGCUCUGUCCGUGGGCCUGAUCAAAGGGAACAUCGACGAGGUGGACCAGAAGGUGCAGAUGACCUGGGUGCAGCCCAGAGUGCUGGACCUGCAGCAGAUCAAAGGCAUGAAGGAGCGUCUGGACGUCUGGUGUGGAGACGUGAAGAACAUGGCCAUGCUGGUGGAGCAACAAGCCCACGACAUCCUCACCUGAACCACGUCCUACCCCCCCGGUGCUGGGAGGACACUUUGUUUUCUAAUGCUCCCUUUCUACCAGAUGUUCAUUCUUUGCUGUUUAUUAUCAACCUGUAAAAAUACACUGUGGUGUUUUACAAAUAAACAAAUGGUUGUAACAUUAUUAUCCAGACACAUGGUCUAAAACAUUAAUAAAAAUGAUUUAAAACGUA